CGAACCUGAGCUCCAAACUUGAAUUUUAUACCUGUUAUCUCUUUGAUAUUGUUGUGCGUGGAAGCGAGAGAUCAUCAGGGCACAUUCAAUCAUGGCUUGGCUCGGGAAUAUCCCGAGUCUCCUGUGCCUACUGUUCAUACUGCAGUCGUAUGAGAUCGCACUGAAUGGGGUAGCUGCCACUGACGCUGUUCCCAACACUGCAGUCAAUGGCAGUGCAAAUCAAGUUGAGCACAUCACGUCACCACCAUACAACUGCCUUGUUCAAUGGCUGAUAUUGGCAGGUGCUAGUCCUACGGAGGCGCAGACGUACGCGACUUCGCCAGGAGUGGUCAAAUUCCAUUUGGAUGAACUGAAAAUAUCUACACUCGGGGAUAUCGUACUCGAGUUGUUGUUGUCUUUCAACUCCAGGCUGGUGAAUAACUUGAAAACCUGCGUCGCUCGAAAUGCAACUUGCCCCACCGACUUAGCAUCUGUGACUCUUCCUUGUGGUGAGGGCGGCAGGUGUAGGCACAGUUCUAGAUACGCAACACCCACAUGUGUAUGUCCACUAGGUCUAACAGAACAACAGUGCCAAUCUGAUAUCGACGAGUGCUCGGAUGCAUCACUUAACAAUUGUGCAGAUUCUACCGUUGCCAAAUGUUGGAACACACAUGGAUCGUUUGGUUGCCAAUGUACGACUGGAUAUUACGGUGAUGGUCGUCUGUGUGAAGAUAUCAACGAGUGUACAAACACACCAUCCCCCUGUCAUGAACACGCUAACUGUAAUAACACUAUUGGAUCGUUUACAUGUACGUGCAAGAACGGUUACCAUGGAAAUGGUCUCCACUGUGAAGCUGAUAUUUGCACAACCUCUCUGGAUUCGAAUCUUUGUCGUGAGGUGAAACAUCUAGACCAGCAAAACAAACAACUACAGAAAAAAUUGGAUCAGCGUGAUCGCCAGAUGUCUAGGCUUCUGAACGAAGUCCAUUCGAUGGCCAAGGCGUUCAGGGCAUACCAUACUGAUAUUUCGCGUGAUAUGAACGAUGUACGCAGCACACUCGAUGCAGAGAAUGAUCGCCUGCGAGAGGAUGUUCGCGAAACUAAAUCCGAACUCCAACAAACAAAAUCUGAACUGCAACAAACAAGAUCAGAACUCCAAGAGACCAAGGCAAUGGUGACAAACAACAAGGCUGCGUUGAUUGCAAGCAACGCCAUGGUGAUGGAUACCAAAGCAAAGAUGAAUGACAACAAGGCCUCAUUGAUUGAUACCAAAGCAAUGGUUAAUGACAACAAGGCCGCAUUGAUUGAUACCAAAGCAAUGGUGAAUGACAACAAGGCCGCAUUGAUUGAUACCAAAGCAAUGGUUAAUGACACCAAGUCGGAUCUUCUCUCCACUAUCUCCACUAUGGCCACCAAAUCUCAACUGCACACUUGCGGUAUUGUUGCAUGGAAAACAUUCCGGAAAGAAACAGGAACCAGAAAUGUUUAUCCAAUGAAUGUAAUUUACAACAAGACCAGAGCUGACACUGUGCUACGUGUCAUGUACACUGCAACGUUUGGAACACGUCAUCACUCAUCAUGGACUACAUUCACAAUCUCUAUUCUCAUCAACAACACAGACUGUCAAGAUCCUGGUCCUAUUAGAAGUGGCGUGUCAGGUAUACAUACGGGAAAUGGUAAUGUUUACACCAUACUUCCAGGAGCAAUCAGUGGUGUGUGUCAUAUCAAUACUGCAGGUCCAUUGCGCAUCACUACUAAACUAGCAGUCGACAGUGGCUCUUUCAAGUAUGAAGGUACCUAUUCAUCUAGUUCGUCACGCAUUACGUCCAGCCUUCACGUUGAAGAAUUGUGUGCCAACAGCAAUGCCUAAAAAACCUUUUCGUCGCCCGAUGCAUGCAUGUAUACCUAAAAUUAAUUGAUAUAAUUAUGGUGAUUGUUAUGCUCGGCAUGCCACAUUGAUGGUACAUGUAUAUAGCAGUACAAUGUACUCUCAGGGCAGGGUCAGUACCAAUUUUGUCAGAUGAUUGAAGCUCAGAGGUUCGACACCGCAACUGCUCGUUCUUCUGUCUGUGUAAAAAUGAUCGACAUUAAUGUCGUCCUGUCGCCCUGUAUGUACCUCUUCUUAGAUCGUAUUUGGAUAAUGGUUUAUCAGACUAUGCCCAUGCUGUGUCUGCACAUUGUCUUCAUCCGCUCGCUUUUGCUGUUGCCCGUACAUGUAGUUUCCAACGUUCGACAUUUGUGGCACUAGAUGGAUAGAGUAGUUACGUUAACACGCUUCGAUUUAGCUUCAACUUAAAUUUUAUUUUUUAUUGCUAUUAAGCAUUACACUUCAAGUACGUUCGUCUCCCCGCCGUCUCCUUAGUACAAUGCUUACUGUACCAGCAUGUCUUAGUGGAUUUCACAAUACAUGUAUCACACAUUAACCCUCUGUCCCAACUAAACAAACCACUGUUCUUCAACAUCACACUCGAUCCUGCAACACCCCCCCCCCCCCCACACACACACAAAACACAUAAGCCGCAUUUAAACAGACAUAAAUGUUCACUUUCACGCGCGCACGCAGUGUUUUGCGUGCCGUGCGCAUUUCACUGUUCGCAUAACAGCAUAACUCAUCAUGUACUGCAUUCCCUAUCUCAAUUCUCUUCAACAACACAGUCUCUCAUCA
Messenger RNA from Sycon ciliatum, 2644 nucleotides. RefSeq lists its product as uncharacterized. Bases 92 to 1849 code for a protein of 585 amino acids. Gene Ontology annotation, molecular function: calcium ion binding. The record is from RefSeq and is a predicted model, not a curated record. The transcript is spliced from 7 exons. Lineage: Eukaryota; Metazoa; Porifera; Calcarea; Leucosolenida; Sycettidae.